GCUGCCGGACGCAGGAUGCGCUUCGACGGCGCGGCCCCCGGGCCCGCGGCGCCGCUGUGCGGGGCGCUGAGCCUGGUGCUGGGAGCGCUGCUGGGCAGAGUGACCGAGGGCCGCGGGACCCCCGACGGCGGCCAGCAGUUCUCCUCGCUGCCCCCCUACCUGCCCGUGAGCUACCGCGUCCUCGGGGCCGAGACCGCCUUCUUCCUGCGGGAGGCCCGCCGGGACCCCUCGCGCAACUGCAGCCUGCGCGCCCGGGCGGAGUCCUUCUUCACCCACCGCGCCCGGGGGCCGCCGCUGCUGAGCGCCAGCUAUGGGCCCUUCUCCGUGGAGACGGCCGUGCCUCUGGAGUGGACGGGGGCCUCGAACUCGCUGGGCCCCACCGACCAGCUGGGUUUCGGCUGGACGCUGAAGGCCCACGUGCUGCAGGACAGGAUCUCCCCGGCCCGGCCCACCGUGCAGGUCCUGUUCCACGUCCUGGGCCGCGACGGGGCCGAGGGCAGCCCCGCGGAGCAGCUGCCCUGCCUGAGGGUGUUCGCCUUCUGGGAGACGCGGGCCGUGCGGGGCGGCUGCCGGCCGCGCGGCGAGCUGGGGCUGUGCGUGGCUGAGCUGCGGCUGCCGGCCAGCUGGUUCGGCGCCCCCGCGGUGGUGGCCGGCCGGAGGAAGCCGGGGCCCGCGGCCGAGGGCGGCACAGUGGAGCUGUACUACGCCGUGCACGCGGGCGAGGAGCUCGGGGACUGCACUGGCGGGGACGCCGAGAAGGGCAACGCCAUCCGCCCCGGGAAGGGCGGCCUAGAAGACAGCCUGUCCCACCUGCAGAGGGUUGGCGCCGUGGGCCUCUGCCAGGACCCGGACAGCAGUGACCACCAGCUCAGCGAGCUGCGUCUGGACGGCAACGUGGCCAUCUGGCUGCCCUCCCAUCCGGUCAGACCAGGGGACGUGGUUACAGCCUACGUCACCGUCGCCAGCAACGCCACCGUGGACCUCUUCAUCUUGAGGGCCAAGGUGAAGAAGGGCGUGAGCAUCCUGAGCGCCCGGACCAGCGAGCCUCAGCAGUGGGACGUGCGGCAGGAGGUGGGAGACGGCGGGAAGCACGCCACCGCCACCGUGGUGUGCCAGCGCCUGGGGCCCAGCGCACGCGACAGUGGCAGCGCCUCGUCCCGCGAGGUCGCGCAGAUGGACUUCCAGAUGGCCGGCGCCAGCAGCCUGUCGGGGACACAGCCCAUCAGCUGGCAGGUGGAGUACCCGCACCAGGGGGCCACGGGCGUCGCCGCGUCCGAGAUCUUCGUCAGCCAGAGGGACCUGGUGGGCAUCGUGCCCUUGGCCAUGGACACGGAGCUCCUGAACACGGCCAUCCUCACGGGGAAGACGGUCACCUUGCCCGUCAAGGUGGUGUCCGUGGAGGAGAACGGCGCGGUGGCCGACAUCUCGGAGUCCGUGGAGUGCAGGUCCGCAGACGAGGACGUCGUCAAAGUGUCCGACCGCUGCGACCGCGUCUUCGUCAACGGCAAGGAGGUGAAGGGCAAGGUGGACGUGGUGGUGACCUUCAGCUACCAGCACCUGCGCGCACCCCUGCACAUCACGGUGUGGGCGCCCCGGCUGCCCCUGCAGAUCGAGGUCUCGGACACGGAGCUGAGCCAGGUCAAGGGCUGGCGGGUCCCCCUGGUGGCCAGCAGGAGGCCGGCCCCGGACAGCGAGGACGAGGAGGAGGAGGAGCGGCGUGGCCGGGGCUGCGCCCUGCAGUACCAGCGCGCCACCGUGAGGGUCCUCACCCAGUUCGUGUCCGAGGGCGCCGGCCCGUGGGGACAGCUGAGCCACCUGCUGGGCCCCGACUGGCAGGUGGACGUCACGCACCUGGUGGCCGACUUCAUGAAGGUGGAGGAGCCCCGCGUGGCCGCCCUGCAGGACGGCGGCCGGGUCCUAGUCGGGCGGGAGGUCGGGAUGACCACCAUCCAGGUGCUGUCCCCGCUGUCCGACUCCAUCCUGGCAGAGAAGACGGUCACCGUGCUGGACGACAAAGUGUCACUGGCAGACUUGGCCGUCCAGCUCGUGGCGGGGCUGUCGGUCGCCCUGCACCCCGGCGCAGAGAGCCGCGGGGCCGUCACCGCAGUGGCCACGGCCGAGGAGCGGCUGCGGGCCCCCAAACAGGAGGCCGUGGUCAGCACUUGGCUUCAGUUCAGCGACGGCUCCGCGACGCCCCUGGACAUCUACGACACCGAGGACUUCACCCUGACGGCCACCUCCCUGGACGAGGCCGUGGUGUCUGUCCCCCAGGCCCGCUCUCCCCGGUGGCCCGUCGUGGUGGCCGAAGGGGAGGGCCAGGGGCCGCUGCUCCGCGUGGACCUGGCCAUCGCGGAGAGCUGCCAGAAAUCCAAACGCAAGAGCGUCCUGGCGGCGGGUGUCGCCAACGUCAGGGUCAAGUUUGGCCAGAACGACGCGGACCCCAGCCCCGGAGGGGGAGGGGACGGCGGCGAGGCCGAGAUCGAGAACCACGCCAGCGACCAGCGCCCCGGGGGCCGGGACCCCGAACGCACGGGCCAGGGCGGGCUCCUCCCGGGCAGCCCGUCCCUGGGGCGUGAGGAGGGGGCUCGCAGGGGCGGCCCCACCGCCAGGUCGCUGCUGGACAACCCGGUUGCGGAGAACAGCCGGCUGGACGGGGGCCGGCAGCCCGGGGAGGCCCCACUGCCCAACAUCCCCAUCGACGCCGGCGACUUCCCGGCGCCCGCGGACCUCCCGCGGGCCGGGGCCGGGCCGGGCGCCCGCGGCCUGAGUGACCUGCAGAUCGGCAUGUACGCCCUCCUGGGUGUCUUCUGCCUGGCCAUCCUGGUCUUCCUCGCCAACUGCGCCGCCUUCGCCCUCAGGUACCGGCACAAGCAGGCGCCCCUGGAGGGCCCGGCCUCCGUGACCCACUUGCACGACUGGGUGUGGCUGGGCAACGAGGCCGAGCUGCUGGAGGGCGUGGGCCAGGGGCCGCUGCCGCCGCCGCCGGACGAGCACACGACCGUGCUGGACCACGGGCCAGGGGCCUGCGUGGACGGCAGCCGCCUCCUGCUCAACGGCGGCUCCUCCCCGAGGCAGGCGCCGGGACAGGGGCCCUGGCCGGCCGAGUCGGGGGCCAGGCGGGGCCGGGACCAGAAGCACGAGCCGCUGCACUCGCCCGCCUGCAAGAGGAAGAAAGUGAAGUUCGCCUCCCUCACCCCCGUGCCCCCCGGCGACGGCUGCCCCACCGCGAACUGCGUCCUCGGCGGCCACGACGAGGACAUCAAGUGGGUGUGCCGGGACCUGGGCCUGGGCACCCCCGGGGAACCCAGAAGCUGCCUGGAGAAGCUCAAGGACAAAGUGUAGGCCCCUCGGGCCCGAGGGCCCCGUGCCAGUCCCUGCUCCAUCA
Molecule: messenger RNA, 3385 nt
Organism: Phyllostomus hastatus (greater spear-nosed bat)
Lineage: Eukaryota; Metazoa; Chordata; Mammalia; Chiroptera; Phyllostomidae
Gene: TMEM132C
Product: transmembrane protein 132C
Exons: 9
Coding region: 16-3342 (1108 amino acids)
Source: RefSeq, a predicted model, not a curated record